CUACUCUCUCCUUAACCAGUGCUUCUACUAGCCAUUGCCAUCGCACUCCGUUACGUCCGCGGUUCAUUGCCAACCCUGCCUAAUUCCUCCGUCAGGAAAAUCCUCGCAUACAAUCGCCCCUCGGGGCUUGCCAGCUCCGCCAGCUACUGUAGUAGCAAACAGGAAUGGCUCCUCCCCAACGAAACCUACUUCCCAAGGAACGAUUUGCGUUCGCCUUCGGGUCCCUUAAGACUCAAAGCUAUCAUGAUCCGAUAGCGCGCGGACCUGGCUCUCAUACAAUUCGCACAAUCGCAUGGAAUCCUAGCGGCCAAUUAAUUGCUACCGGUUCCGCUGACCGUACCCUUCGAAUCUGGAAUCCGGAACGCUCGCAAGUAAAAUACUCCACGGACCUACGCGGUCACACUGCGGGGAUUGAGAAGGUCCUUUUCAACCCCGUGCGCGAUUCAGAACUCGCCAGCUGCUCGACCGAUGGCUCCGUCCGAAUCUGGGACGUACGUUCGAAGACGUGCGUGAGUCGCCUAGAUGUUGGCGGCGAGGCUUUCACUCUCUCCUGGUCAGCGGAUGGAAGCGUCUUGAUCGUAGGAAGAAAGGAUGAUACUCUUAUACCCAUAUCCGUCGAAUCGCCCUCUACCCCGUCUAUACUUAACAGCGGUAUGCCCACAGUCCCUAGCCUACAAGCACCCAAACCCGCCGCAAUCCCAGCAACAUACAAGGUCCUUGAGCCACAUCCACAACCUAUCCAAACAAACGCAACAACCUUCUCACACCAUAUCCCUGCGCCUUCCUCCCCGGAUCUCCAUCUCUUCGCAACAACCGGCGAAGGCAACGUCAAAAUCAUAUCGUACCCAUCCUUCGAGGUCCUCCACACCCUCCACGCACACACCUCAGCGUGUCUCUCUAUAUCCCUAGCACCCACAGGCCGCUACCUCGCUGUCGGCGGCAGCGACGCCCUGAUCUCCCUCUGGGACACCACGGACUGGAUCUGCCGACGAACAGUGUCUAGUAACAAUGGUGGCGCUGUACGAGGUGUAAGCUGGAGCUUCGACGGCAGAUUCAUCUGCGGCGCUUGCGACGAGGUCGGUUGCGGUGGCAACGGAAUUGAGAUCUUCCACGCGGAAACGGGCGAAAGUGUUUAUACUGUGCCUACAGGCGGGGGUUCGAAUACGGGUAUCCCGGCCGUGGCGUGGCAUCCAUCGCGAUACUGGUUGGCGUAUUCGACUACGGCGGAUGGUUCUGCUCCAGGAGGAUUAAGGAUUGUAGGAGCAGCGGGUGGAAGCUUAUAGUGUUGGUUGGUUGGUUGGUUGGUUGGUUAGUCGGUAGGACCCCAGUGUGAUUCUUUUUUUUUUUUUUCUCAAGUUCUGUUUGGAUAUGAUAUCCUGCGGCUGUAUUUGAUAGCCAUUCAUCAUGGACGUUAUGGCAUAUGUUACUCUCAAAGGAGAAGGGGGGUUGCGGUUCUAUGAGGCAGGACUAGAUACCUAUCUCCUAAUAUACGCCGGGUUGGCCAGCUAGUUUUAGCUAAUUCUUAAAAGAUCAAGUUACCAAAAGAUCUAGAAGGGACGAUCCGUUCAUAUUUUAUAUAAAUUUACAACCAAAACC
Messenger RNA from Aspergillus ochraceoroseus IBT 24754, 1596 nucleotides. RefSeq names its product WD repeat-containing protein. Gene Ontology annotation, biological process: mRNA export from nucleus. Lineage: Eukaryota; Fungi; Ascomycota; Eurotiomycetes; Eurotiales; Aspergillaceae. The transcript has 3 exons. Gene Ontology annotation, cellular component: THO complex part of transcription export complex. The record is from RefSeq and is a predicted model, not a curated record. The coding region runs from base 165 to 1283 and encodes 372 amino acids. Gene Ontology annotation, molecular function: protein binding.